CGUCGCUGUGGCGCCGUGGCUGGUCAUGUGAUCUACCAACAUGGUCGUGCCCCUCUUCCAGUAAGCAGGACCGGUUUAAAUGACGAACCGAAGAUCCAAACUGACGACUUGAGACGCAGCCAGAAAAGCUUUUAGAUAAACCUGACGCUUCUUCAGCCCCGCAGACAUGAGCAAGAACGACGUUAUCCUCCCCAAAGACUUUCCUGAGCUGAAGAAUGAUACAUUCCUGCGAGCAGCGCGAGGAGAAGAACCCGAACAUGUCCCGGUCUGGUGCAUGAGACAGGCCGGGAGAUACCUACCAGAGUUCCGUGAGAUCAGAGCAAAGAAGGACUUUUUUGACACAUGCAGGUCCCCCGAGGACUGCUGUGAGCUCACCCUGCAGCCGUUGAGACGUUUUCCCUUUGACGCCUCCAUCAUCUUCUCUGACAUCCUCGUCAUCCCACAGGCCAUGGGUAUGGAUGUCCAGAUGUUGACUGGUAAAGGUCCAACAUUCACUGACCCAUUGAAAGAACCCGAGGACCUGCAGCGCCUCAAGGCCAACGUGGACGUUAACAAAGAGCUGGAUUAUGUCUUCAAAGCCAUCACACUGACCAGACACAAGAUUGAAGGAAAAGUGCCCCUCAUAGGAUUCACAGGAGCUCCGUGGACCCUGAUGUCAUACAUGAUCGAAGGCGGAGGCUCCACCACCCACUCCAAAGCCAAGCGAUGGCUGUACCAGCACCCCGAGUCCAGCCACAUGUUGCUGAAGAUGCUGACGGACGUGAUUGUUGAGUAUCUGCUGGGGCAGGUAGCAGCCGGAGCACAGGCUCUGCAGGUGUUUGAGUCCCACGCCGGGAUCCUGGGCCCUGUGGAGUUUAAGGAGUUCUCCCUGCCAUACCUCCGAGACAUCGCUCGUCGUGUCAAGGACAGGCUUAAGGAGAAGGGACAGGAUGUUCCGAUGAUCGUGUUUGCUAAGGAUGCUCACUACGCUUUAGAGGAGCUUUCUGCGUCUCAUUAUGAAGUGGUGGGGCUGGACUGGACCAUUGACCCCCGAUCAGCGAGGGAGCGCACAGGAGGGAAGGUCAGCCUGCAGGGAAACAUGGACCCCUGUGCUCUGUAUGCUCCAAAGGAGCUGAUUUCGGACAUCGUCAAGAAAAUGUUGGAGGGUUUUGGAACGAAGGGUUAUAUCGCUAAUCUCGGCCACGGCCUUUACCCUGACAUGGACCCGGAGAACGUCGCUGCCUUCGUCGACGCCGUGCACCAGCACUCUAAACUUGCCAUCAAACAAGCAUGAAGACAGAAUACAGAAUGCAAAAUGUCUGCACACAGCAUAUGUUGAUGACUUCGCUACCCAACAUCCUGACUGAGCAAAUCCCCCGUUGGAUCUCAGCAUGAGAAGACCCCCACCUCCUCAUCACAGAGAGUGCAUUUUUAAUAAAUUCAGAUGCCUGAUACGAAAUGUUAUUCCAUUUUAGGUUAGACAUUUUAAAAGAAAUCAUUGUUGCUUUAAAGUUUUAGCCUUAUUAGAUUUCUGUUGCACUGCGAGAUGGGGCUUUAUAGUGUCCACUUGUUUGAAACAAUUCGUUCAUAGCAGUGAAUUGCUCGCAAAAUGCCUGUGAUGCUUUCGCCCGGCUUUAUGGCACAUCACCUGGUGUCUCGUCCAACAUCCAAUGCUGUUGUUAAGCAGAAACAAAGACAAAACGUGAGUUAUUGAUCGCACUAGUCGUCACGUUCGAGGUUAUCCAUGAAAACCCAACAUAUGCUGCCGACAAGCAAGUUUGUUUUAGAUCCUCUUUAGUCCACACAGCGACACAAUCUACGAUAUGUAGGUAGAUGUAUCUUGGCACCAACAAGGUCCUGUCAUAAUUCUGACAGGAUAUUAGACCCCUCUUCUUUUUAGAAAUGGUAAAGGUCAUUUUAACUGGUUGGUUUUCUAGCAUAUAUCCAACUUUGAAGCCAAUUUUUCAGUGUUUUCAGUUGGAUCACCCAACCGUGUCCAAGUUUAACCAUUUGACUCAAACAACCACCCUCGAAAGAAAGCCAGUGAAGAUGUUCAUGAACAUCCCAGCGACCACCAAGGCUUAAGGCUAUAUCAGCCUGGAAAGUGAUAGUGCGAGUUUAAUUUGAGAUGGCGCUGACUCACAAAACCUCCCCAAGCAUGGACAACAUUGUAGUGAUCCAAAUGCUUUCUGGAGAAACGAUCUGUUCUCUAUUUGGCAGCACUCACAAGAACUAUGUUUGUAGGAGUAGAUGUAAGGCAGAGGGGGCAAAUUCCUGUCUUUGAGGCCUGGUGUCCUGCAGGGUCAACACAGCAGAAUGAAUUGGCUUUGUCAUUAGCAAGUUCCUGUAAAACUAGAGAAAGAAUUCAAGUAUUUUAUUCAGGUCUGUCAUAGCAGAGAUGCAUCUAAAACACGCAGGAUCCUGUCCCCUAAAAACAAGAAUCAACCACGCCUGGUGUAAGGCUUUUAAACAUCAUAACCCCUGUACCAACUGUGGAGCAUGGUGGUGGUAGCAUCAUGCUGAGGGCCCGUUUUGCUACCAGUAGUACUUGUGCAUUCUACAAAGUGGGUGGGAUAAUACAUUGUUAGGACCACCUACAAAUUCUUUUAUGUUCACCUCGGAUCAGCAGUAAGAUGGUUGAAACUUGGACAACCCUGAGUUUUCCAGGAGGAAGAUGAUCCCAAACAUGUAAAACAGGUCUUUUUUUUAAAGGAAAAAGCAGACUAACAUUAGGAUUCUGGAAUGACCUCAACAUUACUAAAAUGAUAUGGUCUGUGCAUAAAAGCCUGGAAACCAACCAAUUUAAAUGAGCAUCACCAUUUCUGAUGAGAUGAUUUAUCAAACAUCUAGACAGAACUAUGACAGCACCUUGUUGAUGGCUGAAACUCUGCAUCUUGCUAAAUAUUAACAAUUUAAACCUACAUUUUAAAAUCUUGAUGGAGUGUGUUUCAGAACAAAAUUAUAACAUGCAUGCUCACCUAUUUCAUUGAAGGGUUUUGUUCUUAUCAAACUGAAAAAAAGAAUGAUUAAAAUAUAAAGGUGAGAUUCAUGCUGAU
Messenger RNA from Girardinichthys multiradiatus, 3035 nucleotides. It is a transcript of the gene urod, whose product is annotated as uroporphyrinogen decarboxylase. NCBI's taxonomy places the organism in Eukaryota, Metazoa, Chordata, Actinopteri, Cyprinodontiformes, Goodeidae. Gene Ontology annotation, biological process: heme biosynthetic process. Gene Ontology annotation, cellular component: cytosol. Gene Ontology annotation, molecular function: uroporphyrinogen decarboxylase activity. The record is from RefSeq and is a predicted model, not a curated record. The coding region runs from base 167 to 1273 and encodes 368 amino acids. The transcript is spliced from 11 exons.